AUUGUUCAGGGACAGAGGUAAGUCACUUCUCUGAGCCAGAGGAGGGGUGGCAGGUACCCUGCACCCAGCCCAGGAAGCAGGUGGUCUCCAGGAGAGUCGGGAGCCCCACUCCUCCGUGUGCUCCGUCUCCCCACAUCUGGAAGAGCUCCAGUGUCUGCCUCUCCCUCCACGACUGAGGGACGGGGAGCAUGAGUCGGUCAAGGCAUGUGGGCAAGAUCCGGAAACGUCUAGAAGAUGUCAAGAGCCAGUGGGUCCGACCAGCCAGGGCUGACUUCAGUGACAACGAGAGUGUGCGGCUGGCCACAGAUGCCCUCUUGGAUGGGGGUCCUGAGGCCUAUUGGCGAGCGCUCAGUCAGGAAGGUGAAGUGGACUUCCUGUCCUCUGUGGAAACCCAGUACAUCCAGGCCCAGGCCAAGGAGCCCCCCUGUGCCCCGGAUCUUGCAGGAGGGGCUGAAGCAGGCCCCAAGGGACUCGACUCCUGUUCCCUGCCAUCAGGAACCUACUUCCCUAUGGCCUCAGAGGGCAGCGAGCCAGACCUGCUGCAUACCUGGGCCUCAGCUGAGAAGCCCUACCUGAAGGAAAAGUCCAGUGCCACUGUGUACUUCCAGAUGGACAAGCACAACAACAUCAGAGACCUCGUACGCCGCUGCAUCACCCGGACCAACCAGGUCCUGGCCAUCCUGAUGGAUGUGUUCACGGAUGUGGAGAUCUUCUGUGACAUUCUAGAGGCAGCCAACAAGCGUGGCGUGUUCGUCUGUGUGCUCUUGGACCAGGGAGGUGUGAAGCUCUUCCAGGAGAUGUGUGACAAGAUCCAGAUCUCUGACAGUCACCUCAAGAACAUUGCCAUCCGGAGUGUGGAAGGAGAGGUGUACUGUGCCAAAUCAGGCAGGAAAUUUGCUGGCCAAAUCCAGGAGAAAUUCMUCAUCUCAGACUGGAGAGUCGUCCUGUCUGGAUCCUACAGCUUCUCCUGGCUCUGUGGACACGUCCACCGGAACAUCCUCUCCAAGUUCACGGGCCAGGCAGUAGAGCUGUUUGAUGAGGAGUUCCGCCACCUCUACGCCUCCUCCAAGCCCCUGAUGGGCCUGAAGUCCCCCAGGCUGACCACACUCCUGCAACCCAGAGAGGGUCCCAGCAUCCCCAACGGCCGUCUGAGUGGCAGCAGCUGCUCCGCCAGUGACCGCACAUCCUCCAACCUCUUCAGCAGCCCGUCGACAGGCAGCAACCCCCACAACCAGAGUGUGUCCAUGUCCUCGGGGCCUGGCAGUCCCCUGGUCCCAAACCCUCCCCCACCCCCCAGGUUUCAGCCUUACCACGGGCCUUGGGGAGCCCCGUCUCCACAGGCCCUCUUCUCCCCCAGGCCUCACGAUGGCCCUCCCACCCCCUACAACAACCUCAAUGCCUACAGGCCCACUAGGCUGCAGCUUGAGCAGCUUGGCCUAGUCCCCAGAGUGACCCACAUCUGGAGACCCUUUUUACAGGCCUCACCUCAUUUCUGA
Messenger RNA from Urocitellus parryii (Arctic ground squirrel), 1496 nucleotides. RefSeq names its product family with sequence similarity 83 member A (gene Sack1a). Gene Ontology annotation, biological process: epidermal growth factor receptor signaling pathway. The record is from RefSeq and is a predicted model, not a curated record. Lineage: Eukaryota; Metazoa; Chordata; Mammalia; Rodentia; Sciuridae. Gene Ontology annotation, molecular function: protein kinase binding.